AUGAAAUCUCAAGCCGUAGCAAUUAUGGCAACACGAACUCAAGACCAGCCUCUUAUCGCCUCGAUUGUCAAAGCACACGGAGUAAAAGGUCCGGAGUGCUUUACUGAGGACAAAACGACCGUCGUCGCAGGCUAUGGAAGACACCCGUGGUUCUGUCAUGAACUCUUUGACGAUUCAAUAGAGACUCCUACAUACGUCCCAUCUGAAGAUGUCGAGGCUGCGAAAGAGCAGCACUACAAGGCAGUGCUCUCACCAGCUCCAACCGAUCCAGCUUUCUGGCACGAUCUCCCAGAACCGAUAGCACUGUCUACUUUUAUCGCGGAGACUAGAGCACGAUUAAUCGAAGACCCAUACGCCAUGAUCGGAGAGAUUGGUCUUGAUAAGCCAUUCCGACUGCCUAUGCAGUGGACGGAUCCCAAGCCAGAGCCUGAUCCUGAUCGGACACCAGGAGGUCGUCAGAGAAGACCACUCAGUCAACAUCGCAUUAAUAUUACACAUCAAAAGGCUGUAUUCAUGGCGCAUCUCAGACUAGCAGGAGAGCUUGGAAGGCCUGUUAGUGUUCAUGGGGUGCAAGUCCAUGGAAUUUUGUAUGAUGCUUUGAAUGAGUCCUGGAAGGGUCAUGAAGUUCGAGGUCGGCGCUCAAGGGACAAAGAAGAGAAGAAUGGCACAAAUUCACAAGCGGCAGAGGAAACCCCAAAGCCAUACCCCCCACGAAUCUGUCUUCACUCAUUUAGUGGUAAAUCCGAUGCUGUCAAACAGUAUCUCAAACCAUCCAUCCCAGCCAAGAUCUUCUUCUCAUUCUCAAAGACCAAUAACCUGCGAUCAGAUGAAGAGAGGAAGAAGGCGGAAGAUGCGAUCAAGAUAGUGCCGGAUAAUCGGAUACUGGUUGAGAGCGAUCUCCAUACUGCUGGUGAGAGGAUGGAUAGUGAACUUGAGGAGAUGUACCGUGUGAUUUGUCAAGUGAAGGGAUGGGGUUUGGAAGAAGGCGUUGAGAAGAUUGCCGAGAAUUAUCGGGAGUUUGUCUUCGGUUCAUGCGCGAUGGUCUUGGACAUUAAACGUCAGCAAAAAGGGGGCUUGACUGUCAAGUAA
This is a messenger RNA of Fusarium mangiferae, 1089 nucleotides long. RefSeq lists its product as uncharacterized. Gene Ontology annotation, molecular function: hydrolase activity, acting on ester bonds. The record is from RefSeq and is a predicted model, not a curated record. Bases 1 to 1089 code for a protein of 362 amino acids. The transcript has a single exon. NCBI's taxonomy places the organism in Eukaryota, Fungi, Ascomycota, Sordariomycetes, Hypocreales, Nectriaceae.